AUGAUAAUUCCGCGCGACAUCUACAAUGCAUCUCCACCAGAGCGUCGUACCCGCAUCGGCAACAACCCCACGUUGUUGUACAGCUGGUGGUGCACCAUCUUUUCCAUCGUCAUCAUCGGAUUUCGAGUUUCCGGCCGGUACAUUCGGAAUGAGCGACUCUUCCGUGAAGACAAGAUCAUGGCCUGGAGCAUCAUCCCGCUGGCCGCGCGCAUGGGAUGCGUGCACAUUGUUCUCAUAUACGGCACGAACAAUGUCGACGUUAGUCAGCUCACAGAUCCCCUGAUCAUCCGUCACCGCGAAAUAGGAAGUCAGUGUGUGCUGGCUGCACGGAUCUUCUAUGCCAUGUUUAUAUGGAUGGCUAAAUUCACCGUCUCCGAAUUCCUUAAGCGCUUGACAGAACGUUUCUGGAAGAAAGGCUACGAAUGGGGAUUGCGUGGCAUACGCAUCUUUCUCGUCGUCACCUUCGUCAUAGUCUUCAUUGCCACCCUUGCCGAGUGCCACCCCUUCACACAUUACUGGCAAGUCAUCCCGGAUCCAGGACCGCGAUGCCGCCAGGGCUACGCCCAACUCCUAACAAUGGGAAUCACUGAUAUCAUCACGGACAUCCUACUGGUUGCUUUCCCCAUUCCGAUCAUAUUCCGAUCUGCUAUGCCAUUAAAGCGCAAGCUCUCACUCACCGCGCUGUUCUCUUUGUCUAUCAUACUCAUCGGUGUGACUAGUGCUCGGAUGCCCCUUGUCAUCGACCGAAGGGGCUUGCAACAAUUCCGCACCGUAUUUGCGUCAACAGAAGUACUCGCCGCCGCCAUAGUAUCCAACGCCAUCAUCUUAGGAUCAUUUCUCCGCGAUCGAGGUGUCAAGAAGGCCAAGUUCAAGGCACCAUCUACCAACGAUAGCAUGGAGCGAAGAGGUUCAGCUCGCCGAAUGACCGAUCAAACCUGCAGCAGCGACGAAAAUCUCGCUCGAUCUCUCGGCUUCAGAACCGCACCUGAACUUGCCGAGAAUCGUCCAACUGUACCCAGACCAGCACCCGUAGCCGACAUAGGCCUACUUUCAUCUGGCAAACAAGAUGGCCCAUUCACGAACAGCAAUUGGCAGUUUCCACAAGAAGAGCUUGGCAUGUUUGACAGGCACGAUGAUGCAAAGCUGAGCAUCACCGAUAUCCGAGACCCCAUGCCGAGUCCUCGAGCUGGCCGCCGCGUCUCCUGGGUAGAUGCCGGUGGUCUUCUUGACAAUGCAGCCGUGACACCGUCACCCACCGAUUCUGUCAUCGCACAUGACUUCGCACCACAACCACGCAGGAACUCGAGAGCAUCCAACGCAUACCUUCCCAAUUGCCGCCCUUAUCCUCCUGCAGCACGACGUUCAUCGCGACUUUCUCAACGAUCGGAAGAUUACGAGAUGUCAACUCCUAGGCCGAACUAUCAACUUGAAGAUCUCGGUGGCUUGCUCUCUGAGGAGCAGGAGAAAGAGAGCAAUGAUCGUGGACUCCUCUCCAACAACCCUGCCGCACCCAUACGACGCACCACCACCCAGACCAGCUAUGACGUUCCUUCUCUGAAGGAUCCUGGCGGUCUACUCUCCUAG
Molecule: messenger RNA, 1584 nt
Organism: Parastagonospora nodorum SN15
Lineage: Eukaryota; Fungi; Ascomycota; Dothideomycetes; Pleosporales; Phaeosphaeriaceae
Exons: 3
Coding region: 1-1584 (527 amino acids)
Source: RefSeq, a predicted model, not a curated record